AUGAAACCCAUCUCUAGUCUUGAUAUAAAUAGAAUUGGAUUUUUAAAGGGACUUGUCGUGACGACUGCUAUAUGGAUUCAGAGUAAAGAUAUUACUGAUGGAUUUUAUUUAAUUCAUAAAUUUGGUUUGUCAGGACGACAAUCAGAAAUGAAAGUUGUUUGA
Messenger RNA from Dentiscutata erythropus, 162 nucleotides. NCBI's taxonomy places the organism in Eukaryota, Fungi, Glomeromycota, Glomeromycetes, Diversisporales, Gigasporaceae. The record is from the annotation of a GenBank genome assembly.